Molecule: messenger RNA, 1341 nt
Organism: Nicotiana tabacum (common tobacco)
Lineage: Eukaryota; Viridiplantae; Streptophyta; Magnoliopsida; Solanales; Solanaceae
Product: protein trichome birefringence-like 43
Cellular component (GO): Golgi apparatus
Molecular function (GO): O-acetyltransferase activity
Source: RefSeq, a predicted model, not a curated record
UCUCUGGCUACCUUCCUUUAUAUUGCUUCCUUAUGUGCGUAUAAUAGGAGUCUCACUACACUUGAGCCUUAUUUCUCCACACAUUUGAGGAAAAAAAGAGUAGCAAAAAGAAAGAAAAAUUAAACCAUGUCUUGUUUAUUGUCUUUUCUCGUGGUUUUUUCUCUAUUGGUUCUUGUUUCCAUGUUGAGCCAUGUACAUGGAAAGUUGAUCAAUGAUGUAAACCAGUUGGGAACCAACGGCUGUGAUUUAUUUGAAGGGAGUUGGGUUUAUGAUGAUUCUUAUCCUCUUUACGAUUCAUCAGUGUGUCCGUUUAUUGAAAAACAGUUUGAUUGUCUAAAAAAUGGAAGGCCAGACAAAGAUUAUCUCAAAUAUAGAUGGCAGCCCAUUGAGUGCAAUUUACCCAGGUUUAAUGCUAUAGAAUUUCAGCAGAAAUUCAAGGGGAAGCAGAUGAUGUUUGUAGGAGAUUCAAUUAGCCUAAAUCAAUGGCAGUCUCUCACUUGUAUGCUAUAUGCUGCUGAACCUCAAGCUAAAUAUGUCUCCAAAAGGAUUGGAGGCACUUCUAUCUUCACAUUCCCGAAAUACAACACGUCGUACGUGCUGUUCCGAAAUGCUUUUCUGGUAGACAUUACAACAGAGAACAAUGGGACACGAGUUUUAAAUCUUGACUCUCUCAGUUCAGCUGCUCAAUGGAAAGAUAUGGAUGUUCUAAUCUUUGAUUCUUGGCAUUGGUGGCUUCAUACUGGCAGGAAACAACCUUGGGAUCUUGUUCAAGAUGGAAACUCUACAUACAAAGAUGGAAAUCGGUUAACCUUAUAUGAGAAAGCACUGAAUACGUGGGCAAAAUGGGUAGAUUCUGAAGUAGAUACUACAAAGACUAAAGUAUUUUUCCAAGGAGUUUCUCCUGACCAUGACAACCCUGCGAGUUCAGGUUCAAAGACAUGUGAAGGAGUAACACAACCAUUGAAAAGUACAGAAGAAGUUCAUCAAGAAGAAUUGGUACUGGAAAAGGUUUUGAGAGGGAUGAAUAAAUCAGUUAAUUUAUUAAACAUAACAAAGUUGUCGCAGUAUAGAGCAGAUGGGCAUCCUUCUGUUUAUGGACAUGGUGGACAUAGGGACUUGGACUGCACCCAUUGGUGUUUGGCUGGUGUUGUUGAUACUUGGAAUCUAUUCUUAAAUAAUGCACUUCUUGGAUUAUGAAAAUAGGCUAGGCUUCAUAAACUCCCAAGCCAAAAGAUUAAAUUUUGUUAUUUCUAUUUUCAUAUUUAGUGCUUUUUCUAUACUAAUAUCCUGAUCAUAUGUUAAAUAUAAUAUUUAUUAAAUUUUAUUACACUGGUUCGACUA